GGUGGCCGCGGCGCUGCUGAGGCGGGGGGCGGCUGGUCCCGGCCCCGGCGGCAGCAGCAACCAGCGGGGGCUGCCUCCCUCUCCCGCCCGCCCCGGGCGGCGCUGAGGGAAGGAGGGAGCGCCUCGCCGUGCCGUGCCGCCUCGCCUCGCCCCUCGCCGCCGCCGCCAUGCUGCCCGGGGUGGGGGUGUUCGGCACCGGCCUGACGGCGCGGGUGAUUGUACCGUUGCUGAAGGCGGAGGGCUUCGCCGUGAAGGCGCUGUGGGGCCGCACGCCCGAGGAGGCGGAGGAGCUGGCCAAGGAGAUGAGCGUCCCCUUCUACACCAGCCGCAUCGAUGAGGUGCUGCUGCACCAGGACGUCGACCUGGUCUGCGUCAACUUGCCGCCGCCGCUCACCCGGCAGGUCGCCGUUAAGACCCUGGGAAUUGGAAAAAAUGUCAUCUGUGACCGAACGGCGACUCCCCUGGAUGCCUUUAGGAUGAUGACCGCGGCUCAUUAUUACCCAAAGCUCAUGAGCAUCAUGGGGAAUGUGUUGCGCUUCCUGCCUGCAUUUGUGAAGAUGAAGCAGCUAAUUCAGGAGGGUUAUGUAGGGGAGCUGCUGGUGUGUGAGGUGCAGGUUCACAGCGGGAGCCUGCUAGGCAAGAAGUACAACUGGAGCUGUGAUGACCUGAUGGGAGGUGGAGGCUUGCACUCUGUUGGCACCUAUAUCAUCGACCUCCUGACCUUCCUCACCAGCCAGAAGGCUGUGAAAGUGCAUGGGUUGCUCAAGACCUUUGUGAAGCAGACAGACCACAUCAAGGGGAUACGGCAGAUCACCAGCGAUGACUUCUGUACGUUUCAGAUGGUGUUGGAAGGUGGCGUGUGCUGCACUGUGACGCUCAACUUCAACGUCCCAGGGGAGUUCAAACAAGACAUUAUUGUGGUGGGGUCAGCAGGGCGGUUGAUUGUAAUAGGCACUGAUCUCUAUGGACAGAGCAACAGCUCUCCUCAGCAGGAGCUCCUUCUAAAGGACUCCACACCAGUCAGCAACUCCUUACUUCCGGAGAAAGCCUUCAGUGACAUCCCAUCACCCUACCUCCGGGGCACCAUUAAGAUGGUUCAAGCUGUCAGGCAGGCAUUUGAGGAUCAGGAUGACAGGAGGACCUGGGAUGGGAGGCCCCUUACAAUGGCUGCCACUUUUGACGACUGUCUGUAUGCCCUGUGUGUUGUGGACACCAUUAAAAAGUCCAACCAGUUGGGGGAGUGGCAGAACAUUUCAAUCAUGACCGAGGAACCGGAACUGAGCCCGGCAUAUUUAAUCAGCGAAGCCAUGCGGAAGAGCAGGAUGUCUCUGUACUGCUAGCUCCUCUCUGCUCCUAGGAAAGAAUAGGAACCAGACGGCUCUUGAAGGAAAUGGUAAUUCAGCCCCUGUGAAGGGUUUGGGCAUCUUAGAAACAGCUGAGGAUACAGGAGAAGGAAAUAUAGUGUGUGGAUCAACUAAAUCUGUUGGUGGCUAAAUGCCAAAGUGAUAAGGUCCUCUGAAAUGCCCCAAAACAGAUAGGAGACUGAAGAGCUGACAUAAUGUAACUGUUUUGAUAACAGUAUUAGCUGGUUGAUGGGAAAGAGAUAUCAUGGACUCACCUCCUGCUUGCAGGUGCUUUAGAUUAUCCAAUUGUGUUUACUGUGAAAGGUUGGGAAGAUCCUUUUAGAUUUUCCUUACCUACCAGAGGGCUGUGAAGGUACUGUCAUGUCGUUAAAUUUUCUGUAGUGUCUGACAUGAAUGGUUCCUACCAUGACAGCUGACACCACCAUGUUGUAGUACUACACCUCUAACCAACACACAGAAUAAUAGGACUUGAUGUGAAAAUGUUGUGUGAUAUGGAAAAUCUUGGCAGCUCACUUUUCAUAAAGCUUGAUAGGAGCUUCUCUGUGUUGGUUUAACUAGUUGGGGUUUGUUUUGUUUUCUUUUGGGUUGUUUUUUUGGGUUUUUUUUAAAGCACAAUUAAGUAGGAAAAUGUGUGGCUUUUAAAACAAAGCAGUCCUCAACCACAGUGUGUGCCCCGCUAUUGGAAGAGGAUCUUCUGCGAACUCCCAGUAAGCUUCAGUAUUAAGUGCGCAGAUUUGUUGAUCAAAAUGGGUUGUGCAAAACUUUCAUGGAUGGUGAGUGGCAUGAUGUAGUAGUGAUACUGGGUUUUAUUAUACAGCUGAACUCAGGCUAGUCUUACAGAGGUUUACACAUCAUUUCCUGUAUCUGGAACUGACUUUUGAGUGAAUUCAUUGCUCAUUUUGGUGUUAGAAGGAAAACAGUAGAAAUACAACCAGAAACUGUACGAUGCUCAGACAAGCAGUGCUCUUUUAGACCUUUGUGAACUCACACUUCAGAGAUGCACACUGACAAUUAAUUUGAUAUAGCUCAACCCAGAAGCUUUCACCUCCCAAGUUCUGAAUGUGAGUGAAAAACAAGAGAUGACAAAAUUUCCUGUCCAUUUCCAGGGGAAAAAAUCAAAUAAGACCCUCACCUCUUCAACUCCCUAAAGGUGCCAGCUACUGGUACUGUAGUAAUCGUUCCCUGCCAUCAGGGAGGGGAACUCUUUUAGUAUGCUUGUCCUGUUCUUGUUAAUAUUUUAGAUUGCAGUCUUGAAAUAAUACAUUCUUUUGAGAAUAUAUUCUUGAAAGAAUGUAAUGAAAGGCACAUGACUUAUCCCAGUGAACAGGGAUACUGAUAUUCUGCAUAAAGCUGCUCCAGUGCAUAUGUGUUUACAGUGCUAGGUUGUCAGAUAGGAAAAAAAAGUAGAACACAAGCAUAUAGCACUAAAUAAUAUUAAACUUGAGGAAAAAAACCCUUUUCAGGGUUUUCUGUUAAUUUUGACUAGGAGAAAGAAGAGAGCAUUUGGAUGAGCAGUAAAUUAGAGGAGAAAAUAUGACGCUAUUUCUCCAGGCCAUCACAGUACUGUUGCCAUUUUAGGUUAGAAAGAGAACGGUCAGAAUAAUUUAUAUUUAAGGCACUCACAGUUCUGCUAUUUUUAGGAGCACUAAGGUCUUCUCUCGGGCUUCUCCUACAAAUGACUCUCUCUGACUGCUGUAUGCUUCUGCCUGUCCUAUGCCUAGUUUUAGAGCUUCAUGUUUUUGAACAAGAAGGUGUCAAUAGUGUGGUUCAUCUCAUCUGAUUUGAGCCAGCUGAAAGUCAAGUGUCUUGUCCUGAUCAGCUGUACAAGGACACAGUAGUCAAUAAAAAGCGAGCUCUCCAAAGGCUGACUCAGUUCAUUCUAAGAUUAAUAUAGAAGGAGAUGCCUAUUGGAAAGUCCUGUUCUAUGCAGAGAGCCUUGUCUUCUAAAUUUUUAAGUGGCUAAAGCUAAGAAACUUGACCCCCACCCCAAAAUUAUUAAUGUGUGCUUAAUUUCUGAAGAGCGCAUGUGUGACCUUUCCUGAAACAUUCCCCAAAGUGUAAUAGCGUGACUGAUGAAAGACGCAAAACCACACCCUAAUGGAGAGUUGUUUCUAUCCAUGUUGUUCUGCCAGUUCUAGCAACUGUCUCUGAGGUUGACUGCUUCUGCUAAGACCUCAGGCAAGCUUUCAUCAUUCCUUCUUGGAAGCAGCCCUUGACAAGUUUGGAUAUUUUUCCUAAAAUUGGAUUACUCUGAGAAUUCCUGAGGUAGUAUUUGUGCCAACAGGAACUUCCCAUUGUAAUUGUUGUGGUAUACCAAGCUAUCCAGUUCCUGCCCUGAACAGAACAGAGAAAUACAGAAAGGAGAAUUUGAUAAAGAAAUCAUACCUCUUUCUCUCUCCUGAAAAACUGAAUUAGUUCCAAGAGGAUCAAGGGAACUUGCAUAUAGUAAGGCAAAAGCCUUUUAUUGAAAAUAGUGGCUAGUUCAACUCAUGAAUGCAAGCCUGAUGGAUAAUUAACCAUGUCCUGUUAAACAUCAUCCAAAUCUGGAACUAAACAUGAACCAAAAUGUGUGUGAGUCUUGCUUCUUAGUGGUUUGGCAGCUGUGCUGGAAUUGCUGUUCAAGUCUUUGCACCUAGUUUUAGUUCACAGAUGUUGGCAGUUUUUCCUGUCUGAACGUCCUUAUUUUUUGGUAUCUUUCUGGGUUUUGUGAUGACAGCUGGAAGAAGCCCUGCAGUGAACAGCUCCAGGUGAGACACAGUGUGUAGGGACAGUACUACUGAGCUUAACCUUUCUGCCCUGGAUCCAAAGGCUUAGCUGACAGGCAUCAUCUAUCCACUGUGCAGACUUACUGAUUCAGACAGUGCUGCUUAGCAGAAAGAAAAUCUAAUGCGUUAGUUCCAUAGCCAUCUGAUGCUUGGAUUAGUACUGGCUUGCAAAUGGGUUGCAUCCUGUACAGCUCAUUGUGUGACCAGAGUGCUGUCCCCAGAGGGGCAGGCAGAAUGACCAGGGCAGGGUGGGACCUCCUCUUCUGACAGCAAUGGAGAUCUUAUGCUAAAAUUAGGUGAAGUUGUUAUCUAACUGGGAUGGCAGCAGUAACUGCAUAUGUUCGGGAUUGUAUGUCAGUUUUUCCAUUCUCUAGGAGGUGAAGGUGCUGUAGUGUCAAGUGCAAAGAUACUCAUCUUCCACCUGGUUUAGAGGAGGAAGGAACUGGUUCAUUUAUAGAAUCUUAUUACUAUUCUGAUAAAUUGUUACUUUACAGUCUGGGAUCUUUCUUGGCAGCAUCAAGCCCUCUGCUCUUUUGGUACAGUUGAAAGUACACUGAACUGCCCCAAGUAGCCUCUGAAGUUCACAGUGUGUUUAGGAAUAUUGGGCAGCAGAGAUGUACUUGACUGAAGUCAGAAGUGGUACCACACCAGGAAACAUGUAUUUGGAAUUGCACUUUUAAUGCUGUUCUUUAAUGCUGUGCCACAAGUUUUGAGAUGAAUGCUGCUAGAAUCGGUGCAGGCCUAGUAGCCAAACUGUGGCUACUGCUGGAAUUUACAGUAGCCCACAUUGAGCUUGUUCAUACACUAGGUAAGAAGUGGUCAUUCCUCUUACCCAGGGCUGCUGUUGGAGAGGCUCUUUCCUUUGCUAUCAACCUGUGCACAUAGGACACUGAAUCUUGUGGUCUGUUGCCAAAGACAAGAAGAGCCAGAGGGUGAGCCCCUGUGAAAUCUGUUGCUCUGUAGGGGUCUGCUCCAACAAUCAGCUGAAAAAUGAUGUCAUAUUUUCCAUGAGAAUUGCACUGGGGUCUACAGCAGUGGUAGAGCAAGACUAUGCAGUGCAACAGCAGGGCACAGGUGACUCCUUUCAUGAGUCUAAAGGGAGAGUGCUGACUGCAGGGAGUGACAAGAAGGUGUGUCUGCAGUCUGGUACCUAUACGCUUGUGCCAACAGGGAGAACAUGCUGGUCGUGUGCAGAGGGUGAGGGCUGAACCUCCUGAGGGUGACAGCAGCAGCCUUGCUCCAUCUCUGUGUUUGGGAGCCUGAGAAGGGACCCUGCCUUCAGGAAAGCAGUAUCCGUUCUGUUCUCCUGCUAGAUCCAUGCACGUCCUCAGUGCUGAGCUCAGUUCUAUGUAGAGGAAUAAGAACUCUGCAAGAGCUUGGGGUUUCCUGUAUCUAAUAUCGUGCAUGUGUUAAAUUAGUAGUACUUUAGCUGUGUAGUUAGAAAAUGCCAAGUAGAGAUGAUACACCCUUACACAUGCAGCCAAUAUGGCAGAGAAUCAGGGCAUGCAUAGGUGAGUUUAGCCUCAGGAUGGGCUGCUGUGGAGUUUAUCCUUUGCUUUGGCUGAAAGCAUGAGAAAUUCCUGCCCAGCCAGCAUAGGGCAAUCAGAGGCACUCUCCACUUUGUGCUUAGUGUUUCCUUCUUUAGAAUAGCUUCCAAAUCAGUGACUGUGCAAGUGAAGUCCUGGAAGUUCAGCCUUUCAAAAAAAGGGAAGUUUUUCUGCUGCAUGUGGUCACAGCACAAGGACAGUUCAAUUUCUCUGUUACCUUGUUUAUUUCUGUGUCCAUACAAAUGUGGGAAAGACCCAGACAAUUUAAAAUGACUCAUUCAUCUACCAACAAAAGUGCAUAUUUUAUUAAUGGCGAAAGGUAAACAUAGUAUCUUGAUGUUGUUCCUUACAGAGUUUCAGAAACUACCGAAGACAGAAUUUGUUGUUGCUGAAAUUUUUAUAUUUGACUUUUAUCUAUGGCCUUCAAUUUAAAAUAUUGCACAUUAUGAGGUCAAUUCAAUGUUAAGUUCUGUAUUUACAAGGGUUUAGAAGUACCCAGCAGACUUUUGACAUACACUUUGUGAUGUUGCAGUGGCCCAGUGAUGGACCCUUAAGUACAUAUGAAACUCAGCACCGGACUCUUUGACCUCUGCAGUGGACUCUGGAUAUCUAGGCCUUGUUGAGAAGUGGCAGAAUUAUUCAGGACAGCAGUUUCUUGUUGUUGUUGUUGGAGUUGUUACUUGUGGGGAGCAAAGUCUGUAAAUUUUAGAGAUGAAGUAUGACUGAAUAAUAAUUGUCAGUCUUAUCUGCUUUAAAAUUUCCUCUCUCUUGAGCUGCUGGAUGAAGUUUGUCCAAUAAAAACAAUUUCCUCUUAACAAUAACUACCCACUUAAUUUGCUCACAAAAAGAAGAAAUUUUCAGUAAAUGGAACUAUACAUAAUGCUGCAUUCAUGAACUGAUGUCAUAACCUCAUGACUUACUGAGUGUAUGAAGCCAGAGCCCAAGCAAGAAAUAACUUUUCAAAGCUGCCAAAUUGAAGCCUUGGGGUUGGGGAAUGAAGGGUAUCAGCUUAGGUCAAACUGAAAUAGCUUUUAUUCAGCAUUUUCAAGUUAAAUGAAUAAACAGAAUGGCUAUGGUCAAUCUAAAACUGAACACAAAACAUGUUUGUAGAAGAUCACUUAAGUUUUUUCUUUUGGGAUUAAGUUCCGUUUUUAAAGACUGCUGUUUUGAAAUGAAAAAGCCAUCUUUUAUUAUGUCUUGGCAUGUAUGAAAUUAACUGUUUGGGGUUGGGUGUGGGGUUUUGCUUGGGUUUUUUUGUUUUGGUUUUUUGUUGGUUUAAGUUCACACUUUAAAAAAUCCCAUCCAUUAGGUUUAGAAUCAUAGAAUCGUUUAAAGGUGUUCAGUGAAUUCAGCUGUCCUUGGGCAGGUUUGGCUCUGAACCUGCAGCUUGCAGUGUCACUUCUAGCAUCUGAAUUUGGCCAUCUGGAUUUCAUUUGUGUCUUCAUGUGGCAGUGGGAAAACUAGUUCAUUACAUGGAGUUGGCUACAGAUAAUCAAGAUACGUUUUGCAGCAGUGCCAGUCAUCUUUAAAAGCACUUAAUUCUAUUAAUUUGUUUGCCAUGGUUAUUUAUGACCUUCCAGCCAUGUGCUGUCCGUGACUUAAUUUUUGUUUUACACCAGCUGUCAGACUCACUUCCCUCCUCUUUCUGUUUCUCAUUCCAUGCCAAGCCGCAAGGCAUCUCCCUUGUUUCCCACUGAGCUUGUGCUCAGUCUAUGUUACACAUGGCAUGCAGGGUGCCUAACCUACAACUUGAAGUAACUUUUAACAGAGAUUCAUUAAAGAAUAUGUCAACACCACAACUGCUCAGGAACAUGGCAUAAUGAAUGCCUGGCCAGGGCAGGAAUCAAAGCUCCCUGCUAUGCUGUGUUUCACAAGCAACACUCGCUGUUUCUCGUUGUACUGGUUUUAUUUGAUUUUGAAAAUGAGAAUAUGUUCAGUUUGUUGCUGUGUCAAUAUUAAGUAUAUAUUUAUUGUUUUUCAGACAUACAUACAUAUAUAUAAAUGCUAUAUAUAUAAUGUCAACGCAUGGACAUAUGUACAGUAGAUAUUUUAAAGAGCUAUUUAUCAAGAAAAGUAAGUGUUAUAAGUAAACAGAGUUUAUAUUUUAUAUAUUAUGUAGAUAGCAAAAAAAAAAAGUGGUUAAAUUAUAGUAGGACUUUGGGGGUGGGGUUGGAGAAAUGGGCAUGGGCUGGUUCUAGCAUUUUAAAUAGCCAAACUACUUUGUACGGAAGCUGCCUGCUGUGCCUCUCGGCUGCAAUAUCUGUUUGUUUCUUCUUCUGGAAGAUGAUGUGCAUUGUUACUUUUACAUUGCUUGGGGAAUGUAGUUAGUUUAUUCUCAGCCAACUGGUAUGUGCUGCUUAAAACAUGGUUUCCUGCUGUUCUGCAUAUUUGCGUUGAUGGAAUAAAAGGAUCUUAAAUGGCAAAUAAAGACGUAAAAGGAUGUAA
This is a messenger RNA of Melopsittacus undulatus (budgerigar), 8121 nucleotides long. RefSeq names its product Gfo/Idh/MocA-like oxidoreductase domain containing 1 (gene GFOD1). Bases 168 to 1340 code for a protein of 390 amino acids. Gene Ontology annotation, molecular function: nucleotide binding. The record is from RefSeq and is a predicted model, not a curated record. The transcript is spliced from 2 exons. Lineage: Eukaryota; Metazoa; Chordata; Aves; Psittaciformes; Psittaculidae.